Messenger RNA from Talaromyces amestolkiae, 1698 nucleotides. RefSeq lists its product as uncharacterized. Bases 1 to 1698 code for a protein of 565 amino acids. Gene Ontology annotation, biological process: mitochondrial respiratory chain complex III assembly. Lineage: Eukaryota; Fungi; Ascomycota; Eurotiomycetes; Eurotiales; Trichocomaceae. The transcript has a single exon. The record is from RefSeq and is a predicted model, not a curated record. Gene Ontology annotation, cellular component: mitochondrial inner membrane.
AUGGUGAUCGGAUCCUCGUCACGCCUACUCAGAGCCCAACUCCGCGCUCGAAACUUCAGACGGAACUACAGCCAGGAAACAUCGCGGACGUCCGGAGGCUCUCGAAAAUGGGCUGGUCCUGCAGUGGCCCUCCUCGGAACAUUUACCGCGGCUACCGCAGCUUACGUUUGGAAAAGCCAGCAAGGACCACCAGAGGCACAGCCAUCCAGGCGAGUAGAGAAGGUCACAUUUGAAAAGUCCAAGAUCAAUACCUCUGUGACCGCAGAGCGGAAUCGCGAAAUUCUCAGUGCCCAGCAUGCACAGAUUAAGAAGAUGUCAGCCAAUCCUGGGGUCUAUGUUUGGGGUUCAAAUAGCCACCGCGUCGUCGAUCCGGAUUCGAAAGAAACAAUAAUUAAGGAACCACGCCGCUUGCGCUAUUUCGAGGGCCAAUUUCUUAGAGACAUCAAAUUGGAUCAAACCUCGGGGGCCGCUGUGACUGAUAAUGGCGAUUUGGUUCAAUGGGGCAAAGGAUACUCGGAAACCGACUUCCAGCCGACUCCGACUCUCGUGGGCAAGAAUUUGGUAAAGAUUAGUAUGUCACGGGACAGAAUCAUAGCACUUUCCUCCAACGGAAAUGUGUUUUCGAUUCCCAUCUCAAAGAAUGAUCAACAAUCAGGAUCAAAGCCAUCCGAGAGCUCCUGGUUGCCAGGGUGGUCCUCCAGAGCUCGAGUCAGCUAUCGGCAACUCGUGCCCCAGCUCGGUCUCGGCGAGAAGGUUACAUCUAUUAGCAGUGGUUUGGAACAUGUCCUAUUACUCACAAAUGCUGGCCGUGUGUUCUCCGCUGCCGCUGCAACCGAGGCAUAUCCCGCAAGGGGCCAAUUAGGAGUACCUGGGCUUACAUGGGCAACUCGGCCAAAAGGGCCCGUGGAUUACUGCCAUGAGUUAUCAACCUUGAAGGAUUCUAAGAUUGUGCAGAUAGCCAGCGGAGACUUCCACUCCCUGUUGCUCGAUAAGAAUGGGCGUGUUUUCAGUUUUGGGGAUAAUUCCGUCGGACAACUAGGAUUCGAGUAUGAUCCAGCUUCACCUGUGAUCGAUACACCGACGCAGCUCCCCAUGAAAGGCUUAUACUCGACCAAAAACUGGUCCGCUCAGGUUACGAGUAUCGCUGCUGGUGGUUAUACCAGUUUCAUCACCGUUGAUGCGGUACGGAAACUUCUAAUGGACGACACAUCCACAUCUUCGAAUCAAGGUGUUCCAAGUGUCGACACCUGGGCUUUCGGUAGAGGUAUUCACGGAGCUCUUGGGAAUGGUAAAUGGACACAUUUCCAGGAUAGCCCUAGCAAGAUGAAGGCACUCAGCGGUCUGAGUGAAUUUGACGAGAAGACCCAGAAAGUACAACCAAUUCGACCUGUCCAGAUAUCAGUCGGUGCUACACAUGCUGCAGCUGUGCUGGGAAAUAAUGCCCACUUGAACAAUGGCAAAAAGUCAUCCAUUGCUGAUAUCACAUGGGGCCAAGAUACACUAUGGUGGGGAGGCAAUGAAUCUCUUCAAGUUGGGACUGGCAAGCGAAGCAAUGUGCCCACGCCUGCCCAUAUACUUCCUCCGCCUGAUGUUGCGACGUCUACGAAUCUCGAUGAGGCUCGCUUUCAGAUCAUUCCAAGCAAACAACGGAUAGAGUGCGGCAGGCAGGUUUCUGCUGUCUAUUCGGUAAAAAUUUAA